This is a messenger RNA of Seriola dumerili (greater amberjack), 3224 nucleotides long. It is a transcript of the gene atxn7l3a, whose product is annotated as ataxin 7 like 3. Gene Ontology annotation, biological process: regulation of transcription by RNA polymerase II; positive regulation of DNA-templated transcription. Gene Ontology annotation, molecular function: transcription coactivator activity. Lineage: Eukaryota; Metazoa; Chordata; Actinopteri; Carangiformes; Carangidae. Gene Ontology annotation, cellular component: SAGA complex; DUBm complex. Bases 243 to 1382 code for a protein of 379 amino acids. The record is from RefSeq and is a predicted model, not a curated record. The transcript has 13 exons.
UAGUUUUAUUUCGGUGUUUGGUUCUGGCUGCUCUGUUGGCCUCCUCGUUGUCAAGCGGAUUUCUAACGUUAAUUUAACCGACAGCUGCAACAACAAUCAUUUUAACGAGGAUUUUGUUUUACCUACGAUAUAAAGAUGGAUAUAGCUGAAGACCAGGCUUCGUGUUAACGUAUUUUAUUUGGACUGACUUGGUGAUGUUGCCUCCAUCAGAGAAACUGCCUGGUUCAGGCUGACUUUUCGGUAUGACAGGGUCAGCAUCUUAUUACCUUGCUAUCAAGAUUUCCAAUACAGAUUUUCAAAUGAAAAUGGAGGAUAUGCCCCUGUCAGGCCCAGACAACACCAAGCUGGAGGCCUUGGUCCAUGACAUCUACUCUGAGCUGGUGGAAGAUGCCUGUUUGGGCCUGUGUUUUGAAGUACAUCGUGCUGUGAAACAGGGCUAUUUCUUCUUGGAUGAAACGGACCAAGAGAGCAUGAAGGAGUUUGAAAUUGUGGAUCAACCAGGAGUGGACAUAUUUGGCCAGGUAUACAAUCAGUGGAAGAACAAAGAGUGUGAGUGUCCAAACUGCAAAAGAUUGAUAGCAGCUUCUCGCUUUGCCCCACACCUGGAGAAAUGUCUCGGUAUGGGACGCAACAGCAGUCGUAUUGCCAACCGCAGGCUAGCCAGCAAUAACAACAUGAGCAAAUCAGAGAGUGAUCAGGAAGACAAUGAUGACCUUAAUGAUAAUGACUGGUCGUAUGGGGCAGAAAAAAAAGCCAAGAAGAGAAAGUCAGAUAAGAAUCAAAAUUCCCCGAGAAGAUCCAAAUCUCUAAAACACAAAAAUGGUGAGCUUGGGAGCAGCAUCAGUUCAGAGCCCUACAAGUAUAACUACAAUACUGGCAUCAGUUAUGAAACAUUAGGCCCUGAUGAAGUCAGAUCCCUUUUAACAACACAAUGUGGGGUGAUCUCUGAGCACACCAAGAAGAUGUGUACCAGGUCUCAGCGAUGUCCCCAGCACACGGACGAACAGAGGAGGGCCGUCAGGGUGUUCCUCCUGGGGCCGUCGGGUGAGCCGUCGCUGCCAGAUGCAGACACUGUGGCGGAGAACGACAGCUUUGACAUUCCAGAUGGACAGACCCUGAUGAGCCGCCUGCAGUGGGAAGACUCCCCUGAUAUCUCACCCACUGACUCUGCCUCAUCUAAAGCCAGCACCAACCAUUCAGAUUCAAGAAAGCCGAAGAAGAAGAAGAGGACGUCUCUCGGUUUGAAUAGUGGCGGAGGAGGAGGAAGUCUGACUGGAGGCAGCAGCAGCAGCUCUCAGAGUAAUAUCAGCUUGUCGACCAAAAAAAAGAGGCCCAAACUCUCAGCACCUUCUAUUUCAAGUAUCUAUGAUGACUUAAACUAGCAACAACCUGUUUGCCUCCUCUGGAUCGAGUCCUUCCUUUCAUACCUACAUUCACAGGUAUGAGCAGGUUGGGAUUAAACUUGAUUUUAGUGGUUUUUAAAUCAUUCUGCCUUAACAAGUAAGGCGUCUCCAUUUUAUUGAACACAGUGUCUGAAAAGGUUUGGUCAGUCACAGAGUCCAGUCAGAGCAUCUUUAGGUACGUAUUAGGGAAAUUCAGUCUUAAAACAGUCUUCUGACUUUUGCAGUAAUUUGGACAGUUUGGUCAACACAGACAGCUGCUGUUGCCCUAAUGUGUAUAUCAGGGUGACAGUGCAUUCAUGUGACAUUUUUUAUAGUUGGUCUGUUGAACUUGCACCAGUAACAAACUGUGGGUCAUCUGAAAUGUUGUUUCAGUGUAAUACAUUUUACAUGAUUGGAAGGCUUCCAAGAAGAAUUUCAAUUGACACUGUUGCACUAUAUGGCCAAAAGAAUGCUGAACAUUUUAUGUGAUUCUUCAACACGUAUUUCCUAAACCACCGUCUUUGAAGUUUGCUAUAACAGCCUCCUCGCUUCUGAGAAAACUGUCCAUCAGAUUUUAGAACCUGGCUGUAGAGAGUUGAUCCCAUUUAGCCACAAAAGCAUUGGUGAGAUCCAACACUGAUGUUGGGUGAUAAGGCCUGGCUCACAGUCUGUGUUCCACUUCAUCCUGAAAGUGUUGGAUUAGGCUGAGAUCAGGGAUCUGUGCACACCGAACUAAACUGAAAACCAUCUCUUAUUGGACCUGGCUUUGUGCUCAAGGCUUUCGUCAUUUUGAAACAGGGAAAGAUUCUUUCCCAAACUGUUUCAAGUCAGAAGUACAUUAUUGUAUAAAACAUCACUUUGUUGUACAUUUAGAUUACCUUUGAUUGUAAGUAACGGACAUGGCUCCAAUCAUGAGAACAGCCCCAGUGUAUGUAUACAAAGGAAUGUGGACUGAAGUGUCCACAUAGUUUUGACCAUAUAGAUGAAGCAGCUGCAGAAUUUGUAUUAAAUGACACGAUCACUACAAUCUGUCUCUGUUGAUCAGCUGAAGUAGAGAAUUGUUUUUGAAAUUCACAAUUAAAACUGAGCUGUACAAUAUAAUAGGACUAACCUCGAUUUAAUUUUAUGCUGGAAAAGCUAAAUUACUUUUCUCUUGAAGAGACACUGUGAAUGGCCUUUUUCACAGCAACAAUUUUGACUCGAUUUAGGAGGAAAACCUCUGGUGUAAUUUAUAAUAUUAAUAUUAAUAAGAGCCUUCAGCCUUCCUAAAUUCGGGGUUCUGUCAGUGUGUAUGUUUGCUCACUGAUGUGUGUACUGAUACACUUAAAUGGAACACAGCCUUAGUCAACAGAAUGAAUUACUCCUGUGCUCGUCCUGCUGUGACUAGUCAAAAUACCUGUUCUUGAAAAGGCCGAUUGGCAGUCUUGAUUUAUCCACCUGGCUUUUUAUUUUUUCCUCAAAGGCAUGGAAAAAGUUGAAAUCUUAAAUGUGGCUUUCUGAAACCUUCAGGUACUCUGUCAUUGUUUGCGGCCUUGUGACCUGUCCCUCCUUUUUUUUGACUCUGUGUUCACUUCAACUUGGUUGUGAGGAAGCGUGGACUUUUAACUGCUUUAAAUUUGACACUUGACACACGUAUACUGGAGUACUCAUCAGUGGCUUUUUAAUUCUAGCAUUGUAUUGCACAGUUUGUGUGUGUGUAUGUGUGUAUGCGUGUGUGCGCGCGCCUCUGUAUGCUGACUUAAAUUCAGCGUGAACGUCACUUUUUCGUGUACUGUGUGUGUAUGUGUGUGGUUAAAGGGUGUGCAUGUGUGUAAUCAUUUAUAUUUUCACAAAACUAUGCAU